CGACCGCGGCGGCGGCGGGGUGGGCGGCGGCGGGUCGCGGAGCUCGAGCUCCUCGUCCGUCAACAUCCCGCGCGACCUGCCGCAGAUCCGUACGAGCAGCCGCCGAGGCGACGACGCGCAGGAUGUGGAGGCCGAGUGGGAGCGACGCGCGACGGUGCUGGUGCAGCGGAACCCGCAGUUCGCGGCUGCGUGUCUGUCGCCGACGAGUGCGCCGUCGGGGUUCGGGAUGGGGAUGGAUGGGGCGGCGUCGCGGUCGCGGAGCUCGAGUCGGAGUCGGAUUAAUGACCCGGAUGGUGAUGUGAAUAUUCAAGAGGCGAUUCGACUACAUGAGGCUGGAGAUCUGGAACGAUCUACGAAGAUGUUCGGUCACUUGGCGGACCCGGACGGGCCCAACAAUGCCCUCAGUCAAGUGCUGUAUGGGCUUGCACUUCGACACGGCUGGGGAUGUGAGCCCGACCAGGACAAGGCAGUUAGCUAUCUGUCAGCGGCAGCGGCCAACUCGGCGUCGAUCGAGUCCGAGGCGCUCGAGGCCGGCAUCAAGAAGGGGGGCGCGGCCAAGGGCGAGCUGACGCUGGCGAUUUUCGAGCUGGCCAACUGCUUCCGCAACGGCUGGGGCGUGAAGAAGGAUCCGGUCGCGGCACGCCAGUACUACGAGACAGCCGCCAACCUCGGCGAUACGGACGCGAUGAACGAGGCUGCUUGGUGCUACCUCGAAGGGUUUGGAGGGAAAAAGGACAAGUUCGUGGCUGCGACGUACUAUCGAUUGGCGGAGGAGAAAGGAAGUAAAACCAUGGGCAAUUCUUGGAUCUGGAAGGACAAGUACAACCCGCGCUGAAUCUAGGAUGAGAUGAGGUACGACGUCAGUGGUCCGGUCGACUUGUGGUUACCUCAGUCUUGAUGAGGGUCUAGCCUGCCGGCUCGGCUAUUCAGGCAGGAUAGAGACUCCUGGUUGGGUGGUUAGGGAGCUGAAAAUGAUACCCCGCUCAUGAUAAGGCUGCGAUAGAUGCAGUAGACGCAGUAUGGCGAGAGUCGAGACCUACUGGUGCACUUCGGCUCAUGUGAAAGGAUAUAGACUCUAUUCCUGCUCGAGAUAUGGACAGCAAUGCUCAGCUGUUGACUUGACUUGAAGUUCCUUCGUUUUCAUGUCUUUAGGAUGUGUCAGUGCAGUGAAUGAAACCACUCCCAGUGUA
Aspergillus saccharolyticus JOP 1030-1 is the source of this 1190-nucleotide messenger RNA. RefSeq names its product tetratricopeptide repeat protein. Lineage: Eukaryota; Fungi; Ascomycota; Eurotiomycetes; Eurotiales; Aspergillaceae. The transcript has 6 exons. The record is from RefSeq and is a predicted model, not a curated record. Bases 359 to 835 code for a protein of 158 amino acids. Gene Ontology annotation, molecular function: protein binding.